Messenger RNA from Sorex araneus (European shrew), 2929 nucleotides. It is a transcript of the gene SLC47A2, whose product is annotated as solute carrier family 47 member 2. NCBI's taxonomy places the organism in Eukaryota, Metazoa, Chordata, Mammalia, Eulipotyphla, Soricidae. Gene Ontology annotation, biological process: xenobiotic detoxification by transmembrane export across the plasma membrane. The record is from RefSeq and is a predicted model, not a curated record. Gene Ontology annotation, molecular function: antiporter activity; xenobiotic transmembrane transporter activity. The transcript is spliced from 17 exons. Gene Ontology annotation, cellular component: membrane. Bases 833 to 2548 code for a protein of 571 amino acids.
UUAGUUUAUUUUAGCUGAUCAGAUCCAGGGCCUCACUGUGGAUACCACAUGCUGUGGGUAUUGUACGGGAACUGACAGAAGGGAGGGGAGAGCAGACCUCUUAUCAACCCUGUGCGCAAACCUAGUGAAGUAAAAAAGAUUGUGUGUGGAGGGAGUCAGCGAGUGUGGGGGACUUGUAGCACCUAUGCCCAGACUCCCUGCCUCCAGGGACCUUGGGGUGUGUGGUAAGACCCUGGUGGACACUCACAUCUCACACUUGGGGAACAGGGGGCCCAGUGUUCUUUUGAGGGCCUGUGGCUCUUCUCGCUGACCCCCUCCUCUAGCUCAAGCUCCCCACCCCGCACCCCGGGCUGAACCCACAACCUGGCUCAGGGAGGUGGGAAUUAUGAGUGGGGGGGGCUGGGGACGGUGGGAGGGGAUCAGAGGGUGGCAGCCACCGACCUCAGUAGGGUAUCAAGGAAGCCACCAAAAGAGAAAGCGGGCAGAGGGCAGGUUCAGGGGCUCUUCCAAGCAUCCUCCUUCCUUCCACAGCCCCUUUGCCACCCCUCCCUUGUGAAGUGGAGGAAGCAGGAACCCCCUUCUGCCCAAGACCCUCUGAAGCACCCAAGCCUCUCCUCAGGGACUUGGCAGUGGGCCUGGUGGGAGAGCAGGCUUGGCGCAUCCAUGGCCUCAGCCCACAAUUGGGGUGCCAGCGGCUGUGGGCUGAGACCAGGUUGAGGGCCCCAAGGCAGCACCUCUAAGCUGUAGGCCCGCCCCCCUUACACAUUAGCCAGGCUGCGGGGUGCCCUGGGCUGUAGGAGAGCAGGGUUUACAGUGGCCACAGCUGGGUAGAAUGGACGGCCUCCAGGACAGGGCCCCCCAGCGCCAAAGGGGCUGCUGCCCUGCUCUGCGGAGGCUGGUUCCUGCCGGCUUUGGGGCUGAGGCCUGGACACUCUUUGUCCUAUCGGGACCCCUGUUCCUGUUCCAGGUGCUGAACUUCAUGAUCUUCGUGGUGAGCUCAGUGUUCUGCGGGCGCCUGGGGACUGUGGAGCUGGCCUCGGUGACCCUCUCCGUGGCUUUCGUCAAUGUCUGUGGGGUGUCUGUGGGGUUCGGCUUUGCCUCAGCCUGUGACACCUUGAUGUCCCAGAGUUAUGGUGGCCCCAACAAGAAGUUUGUGGGCAUCAUCCUGCAGAGGGGGGUGCUCAUGCUGCUGCUCUGCUGCUUCCCCUGCUGGGGGCUCUUCAUCAACACCGAGCAGAUCCUGCUCCUCUUCAGGCAGGACCCGGGUGUGUCCAGGUUGAGCCAGGAGUACGUGCUGAUCUUCAUCCCUGCACUUCCGGCAAUUUUUCUUUAUGGCCUGCUGGCAAAAUAUUUGCAAAAUCAGGGCAUCGUCUGGCCCCAGGUCCUCAGCAGCAUCACGGGCAACAUUGUGAACGGCUUGGCCAACUACGUCUUGGUUUCCAUGCUGAGUCUGGGGGUCAGGGGCUCUGCCUAUGCCAACACCAUCUCCCAGUUUGUGCAGGUGAUCUUCCUCUUCCUCUACAUUGUGCUGAAGAAGCUGUAUCUGGAAACGUGGGCAGGCUGGUCCAGCCAGUGCCUGCAGGACUGGGGCCCCUUCUUCUCGCUGGCCAUCCCCAGCAUGCUCAUGAUGUGCAUCGAGUGGUGGGCCUACGAGAUCGGGAGCUUCCUCAUGGGUCUGCUCAGCGUCCUGGACCUCUCUGCCCAGGCCAUCAUAUACGAGGUGUCCGCAGUUAUCUACAUGGUCCCCAUGGGGCUCAGCAUCGCCGUCUGCGUGCGAGUGGGCACUGCCCUGGGGGCUGCAGACACCGUGCAGGCCAAGCGUUCGGCCAUCUCGGGAGUGCUCUGCACAGUUGGCACUUCUCUGGUGAUGGGAGUCCUGCUGAGCACCCUGAGAAGCAAAGUGGGGCACAUUUUCACCAGUGAUGAAGAAGUCAUCAGCUUGGUGGAGCAGGCACUGCCGGUUUACACUGUCUUUCAGCUCUUCGAGGCCCUCUGUUGUGUCUAUGGUGGCAUUCUGAGAGGCACAGGGAAGCAGGCUUUUGGUGCCAUCGUGAACGCUAUCAUGUACUACGUCAUCGCUCUCCCACUGGGCAUUGUGCUGACCUUUGUCAUCCGAAUGAGAAUCAUGGGCCUCUGGCUGGGCUUGCUGACCUCGGGCCUCACGGCAGUUGUCGCCUUUGUUGUUUACACCAUCCGCCUCAACUGGAAGCUGGCCGCGGAGGAGGCUCAGAGACGCAUGGGGCUACCCCAGCAGAGCACAGAGAUCCCCGGGAACCUUGCAAGCAUGGUCCACAGACCUGGACCUGAGAAGGUGGUUGCAUCCUCAGUGGCUACAGGCAGCUACCCUGGCAUUAUCCUGACAACAUACUCAAGGCCCGAGUGCCACCUGGACCUGUCCAGGACUCCGGAAGCGGCCUGUGCCUUCUCAGUGCCCGCCAGCAAACUCUCGGUGAAGCAGCUGGCUCUCCGCCGGACACUGGCUCUAGGAGUGGCCUCGGCUUUGCUGACAGUGGGGCUUGUCAUUAGGUGCUUGACCAGCAGCCACUAGCAAAGCAGCACAGACACAAACACGCCAAGGUGAUCUCUGGAUCACAACUCAAAAGGUGAUCCUCAUCCAAUGCCUCCUGGGACACAAGGGGCCCAGAACUGCACAGAUAAUGCUAUCGUGGUCAAAACAGCCUUCCAGGAUUGCUCGUUGAUCUCAAACAAUAAAAACAGCAAGGACCAGGGAUCACAGUCCUAUUCAAUAAUGGCCACAGCUUCCUAUUGGAGAUUGGAAAUCUCUUACAUUAAACACUAAGAUAUUUCCUAAGCCCAACUGCUUUCUGAGUCUCUUCAUAAAGUCUUUGAAGCUCUCCAAGGCUGCUCUCACCAUCUGCUCCCUGCCUCGUGACAGGAACUGAGAUGCCACUGGGGCUACUCCUCUCAC